AUGAGUUCAACUUUAAACGAGUCGAUGAUAGACACUAACCAACGGGCCUCAGCACAUGCAGUGAAGAUUCCUGGCCUUAUCUUCUGCAGCGGGCAAACCCCUAUGGACAGUACAGGCACCUUGGUCCCAGGGGACAUCAAAGCUCAAUGCAUCUCUAACUUGACUGACGUGUUGAAAGCCGCUGGUUCGUCAUGGGACAAAGUGGUGAAAGUGAACAUUUACCUCAAGAGCAUGGGUGACUUCGCAGCCAUGAACGAGCUUCUCCCAGACCCUAAGCCAGCUCGUACAUGUAUCCAAGCUGGGGGGUUACCUCACGAUGUGGACGUAGAGAUCGAGGCGAUUGCUGCAGUUUGA
Messenger RNA from Suillus subalutaceus, 354 nucleotides. Its product is annotated as Endoribonuclease L-PSP. Gene Ontology annotation, cellular component: cytosol; mitochondrion. Bases 1 to 354 code for a protein of 117 amino acids. The transcript is spliced from 3 exons. NCBI's taxonomy places the organism in Eukaryota, Fungi, Basidiomycota, Agaricomycetes, Boletales, Suillaceae. Gene Ontology annotation, molecular function: deaminase activity. The record is from RefSeq and is a predicted model, not a curated record.